AUGCCUGUUGACUACAGCAAAUGGGAUGCGCUGGAGCUGAGCGACGACUCCGAUGUUGAAGUACACCCAAACGUGGACAAGCGGUCCUUCAUCCGCGCGAAGCAGAACCAGAUCCACCAGGAGCGGGAGCAGCGCAAGCAACAAAUCAUCACCCUAAAGUACGAGCGUCAGAUCAACGACGCCCUGAUACAACGCAUCACCUCUCUUCUGAACUCCCUCAAGGCCCACGCCUCUGACGUCGACAAUGGGAAGCGCAGCCCCGGCGAGGUCGCCUUUGCGGCCGUCAUGCAGUCGGCCGCAAACCUCAAGCCCGAGGACGACACGCCGCCCCCACGGCCCGCCGGCGUGCACAACGCCGAGGAGAAGCUGCCCACGUACAGCAAGAUGAUGGCCACGCUGCUCGACCAGGUGAACAAGGCCAUGGAGGAGAAGAAGGUCAAGGACGAGGACCGGUACGCAGCCAUGGUCGCAGAGAUCCAAGAGCACCUGGACAAGGUCACGAGCCUGCAGAAGGACCUGCACAAGAAGCUGGACGAGCUCGAGAAGGAGGAGGCCAGGAAGAUCACGAGCGAGAGCAUACACACGGGCUUCGACAGCUCGCACGUGGCCAAGUCGACCCCAUCAUCGUCAUCGGCGGCCAAGAAGGAUGACACCAAGGUUGAGCUCCUGAACCCAAACUUCAGCGCACCCGAGGCCGGCAAGAGCAGCUCCUCCGCCAACCCCGAGUAUGACGACGACGACGAGGUCGAGGCCUCGCCCGCGGCGAAGCAGUUCGCCAAGAUCAAGACGGGCUCCUACAGCGAGUCCCUGGCCUUCCUGGGCAAGCACCCGGAGAUCCUGCAGGAGAAGGAGACGGACGGCCUGCUCAUCAUGGCCUUUGACGCGCAGCUCAGCAGCCAGGACGAGUUUGCCCGGCAGUGCGUGCACCAGGCCCUGCUCCUGCAGUACUGCCGCGCCCUGGGCCGGGACGGCGUCGGCCUGUUCUUCAAGCGCAUCAUGACCAAGGGCCACCAGGCCCAGGACGUCUUCUUCAAGGACGUGCAGGACACCUACCUCAAGAUCAAGACCCGCGCCGCCGAGAUCAACAAGGAGCGCGCGGCGUCCGGCUCGGGCCUGGCCGAUGGCGAGGGCGUCGAGCAGAUCCAGCUGCACGCCGUGGAGCCCGGGACCGUUAUUCACAUCUCGGUGCCGCCAGCGGACAGCCAGGACCCUGAGGAACAGGCCGCGCGCAAGAUCUUUGAGGGCUUCAGCCCCGAGAUGAAGAAGGCGCUCGAGAGCGGCAGCCUGGACCAGGUGAACAAGGUGCUGGGCAACAUGAAGGUGGACGAGGCGGAGGAGCUGGUAGGCCUGUUCAACGAAGCCGGGGUUUUGAGCCUCGAGCAAGAGAUUAUCGAUGCCACAACGGACCAGGGCAAGGCGGAGUGGAAGCACCUCCAGGACCAGGGGAAGGCGACGACGUCAGAGUCGCAAUAUGCAGAUGAUCCCGAAUAA
Molecule: messenger RNA, 1491 nt
Organism: Diaporthe batatas
Lineage: Eukaryota; Fungi; Ascomycota; Sordariomycetes; Diaporthales; Diaporthaceae
Exons: 2
Coding region: 1-1491 (496 amino acids)
Biological process (GO): protein stabilization; protein folding
Cellular component (GO): cytoplasm
Molecular function (GO): protein-folding chaperone binding; heat shock protein binding; protein kinase binding
Source: RefSeq, a predicted model, not a curated record